AAUCACAUUUAUGCAAUAUCAGGAGGAUGAAGGUAUAAUUAGGAUUUUAUAAUUAUUUUAUUAGAAUGAUGGAGGCUUUAUGCUCCUUACUGUGGAACCUCAGAGAAAGUUCUGCAGUUUUUUCUAUGUCAGAUAAAUUACUGCCCUCUGCUGGUGGCGCUGAGGAACUGAAGAGGUUUUAAAGCAAAGAUCUGAUGUAAUAAAAUUCUCUCAGGUUCGGAGAAUUCAGUCAAAAUAAACCCAGAGGUUAUUAAAUGAUAACGCUUUGCUGCAGUUUAUCGGCAUGUUUUGACUCCAUCAAGCCGAAAGAUAAUAAAAGAAUAAAGUUCAUUAAAAAUAUUGAUCAGAAUCUAAAAACACGAUCAGACUGAAUGAGUCUCAGCUGCAUAACGGCUAAAACCGUCAUCAUGACCUCUGACCUCAUCAAUGUUCAGCUGUAAAUCAGAAAAAACCUGAGAUGGUCUAAAAGUUAAGGGCCUGAAGGGCGGCAUAAAACUAACUACCUGAUUUUAGUGUAAUGAACUAAAACCGCUUCGAUGUGGAACAGAAUGCAGUUAUUAAUAUGAUUAAUGAAUAAAAAUGGCUGCCACUGCGCCACCUCACCUGGGAAGAAUGAAAAUAUAAAUGAUUAAAGUCUCAGUGCUGCUGCUGCAGGUGGAACAAACCUCCAUGAACCGCAUUUCAUUUGUUCAUKUUUCCGUUUCAUCUCCAACUUCCUGUUUCAUUUUUCCUCCAAUCAAAGAGGAGCGUCGUUCCUUUCAGGUCACGUGGUUCCGCUCAGCACCUGUUGACGGAGCCGUUAAUGAGCCUCUAAAGGUCACGGCCCACUCGUGACCCGGGCAGGUGAAAACGCGGCUCUCUGAUUGGCUGAGCUGAAGGCAGGUGAGGAUGGAGGAUGUGGCCGCGUCGCUGCUGCUGCUGCUGUGCGGGUCCCUGGUUCUCGGGCCCACUGCCGGUUCCGGUUCGGGUCCGUACUCUGAGCGCGGCAGGAUGGAGCUGCGGCGGGUCCAGAGCCUCGCCGCGCAGCCGCGGUAUGGCGGGUGUUGGGCGCGCGCGCUGGAACACCUGGACACGAGCUGCAGGGACAUGACGUCAGAGAGUCAGAGCCGCCUGGCGCUGCGCUUCACGCACUGUCACCUGAGCAGCUCAGGCAGAGAUUUCCCAUCCUGCCCUGAGGGGUCAGAGGUCAGCAGGUGUACUACUGGGAUGGAUCCUGUGGCCUUCAGCACAUACACUGAGUUCUUCACCCACACCCACUCAAUCUGCCACUUCCUGCAGUCGGAGGCCUGGCAGCGCCGCACAGAGAGCACCAUGUACAGGCUGACCGAGGCCUCUGCAGGUGUUGCAGAGCAGCUUCAGUCCACCAGACAGAUGGCCAACGAGCUGAUGGAAGCCCAGAGCGUCGCCUUACAGGCACAGAAAGAAAUCCUGUCCAAUGGGGAGGAGCUACGAGCCACCCUGAGAGACUCCACUCAGGGUGUGCAGGCGGUCUUCUCUGACCUCAGCAGCGCCUCCAGGCAGCAGCAGGUGGCGCUGUCGCAGCUCUUCCAGCAGCUCUCCUUCCUGCAGAGCUUCCUGCUGCUUGAGGCUCACAGCCUGACUUCUUGCUGCUACAACGCCGCCGCGCUCUGCACCGCCUACCUCAUCACUUCCACCCCACGCUCCUCCAGGGCCAGGCUGCUGCUGCUGGUUUUGGUCUGCGUCAACUUCUACUUGGAGAAGAAGAUCUACCAGCAUGUGCUGAGCUCCGACCAACCAGAACACCUUCAUGUGGAUCAGGCCUCGGCGUACGUCGCUGCGCUGCGCCGCCUCUCGGUGUGUGUUGCCCUGUGUGUCCUGCUGCUGGUGUGUGUUCGCUACAGAGACCCGCUGCAGCAGAGCCUGGAAGUGCUGCAGCAGCUCCGAGAGACGCAACGCAGCCUGCAGGAGGCGCUGCGGCGUGCAGAGAGGUUUACGCAGGAGGAGAAGGACCGUCAGCUGCAGGUGAGGAGGACGGCAAGAGCAGAAAGGCUGUGGAGAAGAGAGGAAGAGGAGGAGGAGGAAGAGGAGUUCAGUAUGAUGUCAUCACUGGCUGCAGGCUCCUCCCACCUGCCAGCUUCAGGUCGGAGCGCCCGUCUCCUCUGCUGCUCCUCUUCCCAUCAUGCAUCAGUCCAGACUCCGCCUCCCCUGGUUGUGGAGGUUCCUGUCAGGAAGAACCCGGUUCUGCUGCCGCGCUACAGCCUGAGGAGCCGCCGUCGGUCAGACGUAAGAUGAGUGACGUCAUCAGUGACGUCAUCGGUGACGUCAUCGGCGAUCUGCAGCUACAAAGGAUUUUUUUCAUUUUUAUAACGAUUAAUAAAAAUGUUUUUAACAAAUAGUCUCAUGCAGGACAACAGUCGGGUGGUUCUGGUCCGUUUGCUGCACCCACACAGGCUGUAGCUUAGCAUCGCUAUGCUAACGCUUACUCAGUCAACACAUCUGACUUCCUGUAUGAUCAGUGAUGUCAGCAACGCGUUCCUCUGAUCCGCCCACGUUCUGCAGCGAUCAGGUUCCAGUUACUGACCCGUCCGUCAGGGAACAGAACCGACGCAGGACGGAGAAGAUUUGGGUUUUCUAGAUGUGCAGCCCAUUUCAGCAGCAAGUCGUUUCAAAGAGCUUUACAUCAUAACAUAGAGUCAUGCAGCAUAGAAUCAACAACCAAACAUGACAUUCAGUCGAUGCCGUCAAUAAAUUGAUCAUUGAUCACGUU
Poecilia reticulata (guppy) is the source of this 2728-nucleotide messenger RNA. The record is from RefSeq and is a predicted model, not a curated record. Lineage: Eukaryota; Metazoa; Chordata; Actinopteri; Cyprinodontiformes; Poeciliidae.